AUGCCAGGCACGGAAGCUGUACCUACUAUAGUGCCAGCACCACUGCAAAAGCGUGCACCGCCACCGCCACCACCGACGUCCACGUCCGCAUCAGAGCCAACAUCGGUCCCAGAACCAAUCUCAGAGCCGGAGCUAAAGCAGCAUCGGGACGUUGAAUCCACUCACGCCGAGCCAGUUCACGCAGCGACCGGUCGACCGCCCAAAAAGCGUAAGCACCGUGGUCUGAUGCGAGCCAUUGGUGGAUUUUUUAGGCGAAAUUGCAGCGACGCAGAUAGUGACACAAGGCCUCACGACAGUGAAUCCUCACAGCGUCGCACUUCCCGUUGGUCGCAUUCACAUCGUCAGUCAAUGCCUGAAGCUCCCUCCACAGUGGUGGUUCAAGAAAUUCUUGAGACAACGCGCAGCCAGAACGCAGCCGAGAACGAGCCGUUAACGAAGUCGCCUCAUACGGAGGAGCCUCCGGUAAAGAAGGUGAAGAAGGACAAGCCCAAGAAAGCAAAGAAUACUCCCUCACCAACCGAGCAGUCGCCAACCGAGACAUCAGAAAUGCUGAGUGCUACCUUAGUUGACGAACUGGGCGUGGAAUUGCAGCGUGUCUCAUUCCUUUUCUUUGGAGGAAGUGACGUCGACUGUACGUUUCAGCCAGAGUUAAGACCAUCGGAGCUGGACGAUCUGCAUGAGAACGAUAUUCGCCCAUCAUUACAAGCCAAAAUGCCGCUCUUCCUUCCGCCGCCUUUGCCGAAGAAUGUACGUCGCAGCAGUAUCUUGCCUGAUCCAGAGGAAUACGAAUUUUAA
This is a messenger RNA of Plasmopara halstedii, 795 nucleotides long. RefSeq lists its product as uncharacterized. NCBI's taxonomy places the organism in Eukaryota, Oomycota, Peronosporomycetes, Peronosporales, Peronosporaceae. The transcript has a single exon. The record is from RefSeq and is a predicted model, not a curated record. The coding region runs from base 1 to 795 and encodes 264 amino acids.